AUGGCUGCAGAUCUGGGGAGUGCAGUGAACUGGUCUCCUGAGUGGAUUCGGGAGUGGGCUCCAGAGAUGUUUGAGGCCUCCGUGGACCCGUACCUGAACCUAAACUUCUUCCAAGAUGUGGAUAUGGACACAGAGGAGCUGGCUAUAUACUUGAAGAAAGGGAUGUUUUCUGAGCUGCACAGUGUAGUUUCAGAAAUUGGUAUCCCAGUCACUGCAACAUAUUUUGACUUACAGAAGGAAAUGCUCUGGGUGGGAAACCAGAGGGGUCACGUGACAUCAUUCUUUGGAAAAACAAUGCCCCGCUACUCUUCUUUUCAAGUGCAUACAAUUGAUGACAUCCGACACAUUCGGAGUUUGGGGACAGGCGUGCUGUUCCUUUCUAAACGCAACCUCAGUUGUUACACUCGUGGAGGCGUCAUCAUGUUUGAUUACCCGAUGGAGAAAGGAGCUAAUAUGAACAGUCUCCUCAUGACUGAUAACAACACACUGCUCAUGGGUGGACUACAAAACUAUGUGACUGAACUUGACUUGAAUACAAUUCAAGAAACUCAAAAAUUUACUGUUGAGGUUCCUGGAGUGACAAUAAUGCGGCAGACCAAUCGUUCCUUCUUCUGCGGGCACCCUUCUGGCAAAGUGACUCAACGGGACUUGCGUACCUUGAAGCUGGAGCAUGUGUUUAAUGCAUUUUCUGGCGGCCUGUCAGACUUUGAUGUUCACGGAAACCUUCUGGCUGCAUGUGGGUUCUCCAGCCUGAGUGGGUUGGCGUGUGACCGUUUCAUCAUGGUGUAUGAUCUCCGCAUGAUGCGAGCCCCAAUCCCCCUUCAGGUGGACGUGGAUCCCCUGUUCCUGCGCUUCGUUCCUACCUACAGAUCACGCAUUGCAAUCAUCUCCGCAACAGGUCGAGGCCAGUUCUGUGAGCCUACUGGCCUCGCUAACACAGCGGAAGUUUUUCACAUCAACACAAAUGGCCAGUUACUCACAAGUUUUGAUGUUUCAUCUAGCAAACAAGCCUUAGGCUUUGGGGAUUCAGGGGGAUGUGUGCAGCUCUGGUCUGAUGCUCCAGAUAUUUCGUUUAAUGUUUACUCUCGGGAGGCAGAGUUUGCCCGGCCCUGUCUUGUGGACACACUGAUUGAGCUGAACGGGAAUCAUGACCUGCAGCCCUUCUCUCUCAUCCCCACGCCCACAAGGCCCACUGCCCGGGCUGAACCCUGCUCCAGAAAAAAAAUGGUUCCUGCGAAGGGCCCAGAAAUCCAGCACACGGUGGAAACUGUUGGGUUAAAGAGUUCUGUGAAAAGUCCUCGUACCUGCCGCCGGAAACAGGUUCAACGUAAAAAAAAUCAGACGCCUGCUUAUUAUUUUUAUCACAACCAAGUCCCUGAAAAUCCAACAGAGAGUGAUGAAGAGUCUCUCCACGUUGUCCCCAAAAAGUACAGAAAGGUCGCGAUUAAAUACUCUAAACGUGGACUGGAGGACUUCAACUUCAGCAGUUACAACCAGACCAUGUUUGCUGGCCUGGAGCCGGACAUUCCCAAUGCUUACUGUAACUCCAUGAUCCAGGUGUUAUAUUUCCUGGAGCCGAUUCGGUGUCUUGUGCAGAAUCAUUUGUGCCAGAAGGAGUUUUGUCUGGCCUGCGAGCUUGGCUUCCUCUUCCACAUGUUGGAUUUUUCAGAAGGAGAUCCAUGUCAGGCCAAUAACUUCCUCCGAGCAUUUCGGAACAUCCCCGAUGCCAAGGCACUGGGCCUGAUCCUUUCAAACCACGAGGAGAGGACAGGAAAAGCUAAAAUAGGUCUCUUAAUCCAGAGAUGGAAUCGCUUCAUCCUCUCGCAGCUCCACCAGGAGACGCAGGAGCAGGAGAGCGAGUCUGUCAUUGGAAAGCUGUUUGGUUCUGAAGUUGAGAACAGAAGUUUGUGUGUCUGUGGCAAAGAAACGGUCCGCUCCCCCCUCACGUUGCUGUUCAACAUGCGUUACCCUGAGCACAACUCUCAAGCAGAAACAAUAAAGGAGUACGACUUUGCUGAGAUCCUGAAGAAAAGCAUCUGCCUGGAGCAGAGCAGUCAGGCAUGGUGUGACAACUGUGAGAAUUAUCAGCCCACAGUGCACACCCGCAGCAUUCGACAUCUACCAGACGUUCUGGCCUUAAACUGUGAGGUGAACAGCGCCAAAGAGGCUGAAUUCUGGAAGGUUCAGGCCGAGUAUGCUUUCAAUAAGGCCAUGCAGAAAGCAGCAAUGGAGGCCUCCAGCACGGGGGGCAUCGGGUGUGGCACUCAGGCAGACGAUCAGCGUCAUGUCUGGAUCCCUGCCACUCUUAAGAUGUCCAUCAGCAAAAAUCAGGAACUAGAGAUCAUGAGCUGGCCUGAGAGUGAGGAGUUAAGUGCUGCUGAAGAAGGGGAGGGAGCUUCUCUGUAUGACUUGGUGGUGACAGUGCCACACAUCCUGGAUGAUGACACAGGUGACACUCUGGUUGCACACAUCAAAGUGGGCGAGACCUACCACGACAGAAAAGAGGGAGUCUAUCAACAGCAGUGGUAUCUCUUCAAUGACUUCCUCGUUGAACCCAUUGAUAAGACUGAGGCUGUACAGUUUGAUGUGAGCUGGAAAGUUCCAGCUAUCCUGUAUUACACCAAGAGGAACUACCACACCAAAUACGACCUCCACAUUAAAAGGCCCGUAGAUGCUAGCGUGAUGCACACAGAGGCAUCGCUGACUCAGAGGAAGACAGAUGCCACUUUCAUGCCCCUCAUGGACAGUGAGAAGCUGCAGGCUGGUGACCUGGUGGGGCUGGAUGCUGAGUUUGUAAUGCUCCGUCAGGAGGAAACAGAGCUGCGCAGUAAUGGAACCAAGUCCACCAUUAAGCCCAGUUACAUGUCUGUGGCCAGGAUCACCUGUGUGAGGGUUCAGGGACCCAACAAGGGGAUUCCCUUCAUCGAUGACUACAUUUCCACUCAGGAGCAGGUGGUCGACUAUUUGACACAAUAUUCUGGUAUCAGACCUGGAGACCUGGACGCCAAAAUAUCCUCUAAGCAUCUGACCACUCUGAAGUCAACCUACCUAAAGCUGCGCUUCCUCAUCGACUCAGGAGUUCGCUUUGUUGGUCAUGGCCUACAGAACGACUUUCGUGUCAUUAAUUUAAUGGUUAACAAAUUUCAAAUCAACGACACCGUCCAGAUGUUCCGUUUGCCCCGCAAGAGGAUGAUUUCUCUGAAAUUUCUUGCUUGGUAUUUUCUCGGCAUUAACAUCCAGGGGAAAACUCACGACAGCACAGAGGACGCAUGCACUGCCCUGGAGCUUUACACUAUGUACGGGGACAUACUUAGAGAAGGAGGGUUUGCCUAUCUGACAGAAGUGAUCCAGAAACUCUAUGAAACAGGCUUCCAGCUGAACUGGAAAAUCCCAGAUUCGGACAUGAAGUGGUCACAGACAGACUGA
Archocentrus centrarchus (flier cichlid) is the source of this 3426-nucleotide messenger RNA. Its product is annotated as PAN2-PAN3 deadenylation complex catalytic subunit PAN2-like. The transcript is spliced from 22 exons. NCBI's taxonomy places the organism in Eukaryota, Metazoa, Chordata, Actinopteri, Cichliformes, Cichlidae. The record is from RefSeq and is a predicted model, not a curated record. Gene Ontology annotation, biological process: nuclear-transcribed mRNA poly(A) tail shortening; mRNA processing. Gene Ontology annotation, cellular component: P-body; PAN complex. The coding region runs from base 1 to 3426 and encodes 1141 amino acids. Gene Ontology annotation, molecular function: poly(A)-specific ribonuclease activity; protein binding; nucleic acid binding.